GAUUGGCUUAGAUUGUGUGCACGUAUCCGUUUAAACUGGGGCGGCAGUAAGCUGACUGUGAAUCAGCGACAUUUUGUUUUUGUUUUGUUUUUGACUGAGCUAAGUGGCAGACGCGCAAAGCCAACCCGGCGCAGUGAUGGCAUCCCAGAACUUGGACCCAGCCGCGUCUCCUGGAGCGUCUACAGCGGCGCUGAAGGGCAGCGACGGCGGCGGCAGCGGCGCCAAAGGCUCGGUGACCAAAAGGCUACAAAAGGACCUGAUGACGCUGAUGAUGGCGGGCGAUAAGGGGAUCUCGGCGUUUCCAGAAUCUGAUAACCUUUUCAAGUGGAUCGGAACUAUCGAUGGCCCUCAGGGGACGGUGUAUGAGGGUCUGCGGUACAAGUUGUCGCUGGAGUUCCCGGCCGGCUAUCCUUACCAGGCCCCCCGGGUCCGCUUCCUGUGUCCGUGUUUUCACCCCAACGUGGAUGAGCAGGGCUUCAUCUGUCUGGACAUCCUCAAGGACAAGUGGUCGGCGCUCCUCGACGUCCGCUCUGUCCUGCUGUCCAUCCAGAGCCUACUGGGAGAACCCAACAACGAAAGUCCGUUGAACGUGGCUGCUGCUGAGCUUUGGUCAAAUCAAGAAGCCUAUAAAGCUCAUCUACAUGCAACCUUCCAGAAGUGAACUUCUACUUUUUUAUCCUUUGUGUGUCUUGUUUGUACAAUAUUUUUAUGUUUGCCUUUGCUGCUUCAAUAAAGUUCUUAAUUCAAA
Molecule: messenger RNA, 748 nt
Organism: Dunckerocampus dactyliophorus (ringed pipefish)
Lineage: Eukaryota; Metazoa; Chordata; Actinopteri; Syngnathiformes; Syngnathidae
Gene: ube2c
Product: ubiquitin-conjugating enzyme E2C
Exons: 7
Coding region: 137-661 (174 amino acids)
Source: RefSeq, a predicted model, not a curated record